Molecule: messenger RNA, 1029 nt
Organism: Naegleria gruberi
Lineage: Eukaryota; Heterolobosea; Eutetramitea; Acrasida; Naegleriidae
Exons: 1
Coding region: 1-1029 (342 amino acids)
Source: RefSeq, a predicted model, not a curated record
AUGUCUGCUAUUACUACUGCUACCAACGCUCAAAUUUCUGGUAAAUUAAUGAUGAGAAACAAGGAAGAAAAUAGGAUGGAAAAACUUAUUAAUUUGAUGAGUUUCGGAGACUUGUCCAAUUCUAUUAGAGAAUUUGUUCAAGGUGAAGAAGCAACCAGCUUUAAAGUCAAGGCAAUGGUUCCAUCAUCUGGUGAAAAGAAGAGAAAAACAAUUAUUAUUAAUGAUGAAAAUGAUUUUUCCGAAUUGAUGAAAUUAGUUAGCAAUCAACAAUUAUUGGAUAAGCCAAUUCUCCUUAGAUUAGUAAAUAAGAACAAGUUGAAUCUUGAAAAGAAGGAAAAGAGACAAAAAUACAUCAAGGAAAGACCUAAAUUGAGUGAAGAACAAACUCAAAUUCUUUCAGAAAAGAAGCAACAAGUUGAAACUUUGAACGAUGAAAUCAAGCUGAAGAAGGAACAAUUGAAAUCUAUCAAAUUUGAAAUGAAAUCUAUUAGAAAGUCAUCCAAAGAUCUCAAUUCUCCAACUGAAAAUGCUAACACUGUUCAAACUACAAUUGAGCCAACACCAACCAAAGAGGAAAAGCUCCAACUCAGACUUCAAAAGAAGGAAGAAAAGAAGGCAUUCAAAUUAGAAAAGAAAAUGCUCAAGGGUCAAAGAAAGCUCGAAAAGAUUGUCUUCAAAAAGCAAAAAGAGCAAGAAAUCACCAUUCAACCACCUGUUGAUACUGCAACUGUCACAACUCAAGUUACUGAACCAUCAGCUCCAGUUAGCGUAACUGUUGAGCCAGUUAUUACUGAACAAGUUCAAGUUGCUGAAGUUACAAUUACCCAGGAGAGUGCUCCAAUUUCUGAUGAAAACCUUUUGUUGAAACUCCAAAAGAAAGAACAAAAGAUUGCCUUGAAAAUGGAAAAGAAGCUUGAAAAGCAAAUGGUCAAAGCUCAAAGAAAAUUGGAAAGACAAAGUCAAAAGCAAGAGAGAAAGGAAAGAAAAUUGUUAGAAAAGCAACAAGUUUCCACUCCUGCUCAAAAUUAA